AUGGUUCAAGACCAAAGCCGUCCCGCCCAGUGGAAAGCGCUGGCUCUCUUGGGGCUGUUCGCCACGGACGCGUUCGGCAUGCCUCUCCAGGAGUCGCCCGAGCUCAUUCCGCGCUCCAAGCACCUCCUUGCUCGCCCCAAGCUCCCCACCACUAACCACUACGAAAUCUACGCGAAGGUCGAGAAACGUGACGCGACCACCAACUCCAUUACCUGCUCCUUGCCCUCGCUCACCUGGAGCUCGUCCAGCGGCACAUGCACGCUCCAGUACUCUGGCACCUACGGCAUCCCGAACGCGGAUCCCAUGGGCAAUAUGCCACAGUCCAACAGCUACAAUCAGAACCUGGCCUUGACACAGUUUCAACCAGCCCUAUGGGAUCCCAGCAACGGCGUUUUUGACAAUGUACAAGCCCCACCCUCGCAGCAGCCGGACUACUCUGGCUGGCUCGAUGUCGUCAAUGCCAACGCGUCGUCCUGGUCCUCAUCUACCCUCAGCUGGCAAACUGCCACGGGCUCCUGCUCACGAGCAAGCUUGGUUUACAACCCUUGUCUCUAUGGUAAUGGCAGCUACGUUGGCGGUUGGUCCAUCGCCGGUUGGCAAACAAACGGAACUUGCUCCAUGACGGUUUCCUCCAACCGGAUCACGGUCUCUGGAGCAACCCUGAAGGUGGCUACUUGGGGCUCGGUUUCAAACGACCCGACGGUUCAGAAUAAUGUCGCAGGCACCAUCAACAACCUCAAUCCAAACAUCUUGUACGAUUGGGUCAACGGUAUUGCCACCUCCAUCUACGCUAACAGUACCAUCUCUCAGACCCCUGUCGGCAGCAACAACCAGUAUUCCUGGACCCCUGCCGAUGGCUUCAACUGCCUGAUCAGUUUUGCCACCAACACCACUGCCCAACAGGCUGAUCCUGGCUAUGCAAAUGGUGGCAGCGGCGGUGGCGGCAGUGGCAGUGGAGGUUCGGGCUCGUAUUCAACUCUGGCACAGACCCCUAUGAUUGCCUGCACUUUGCCUUCGGUCCUGUGGAACAGCACCGCUGGUGCGUGCAGCUUCCAGUUCCGGAACUCAAGCGGUGCUCUUCAAGGCUUCAUCAACUCGGCCCCGUCCUCUGUCCCUCCCGUCACUGCUGUGGUUGCUCCCCUCGGCAUGGUCUGGAACACGAAAAUCGGCGGCUUUGCCGGCUUUACCUUCAAUGGCUCGUCUGCACUGAACGGCUUCGAUCCCAACACCUUUGUUGCCUGGAACUCGCUCACACCGGUCUCCUGGAACGCAUCCAGCAUGGCCGUCUCUUGGUCCUCGGGAACGCAGUUCUGCGAGAUGGUUUCUCUCUUUACCCCUGUCUGCCUUGAUUCUACGGGCCAGUUGUGGAACUCUAUGGCCGCGCAGUUCCCAGCCAGCGAUGGCACAUGCAGUCUCCUGGCCUCCCAAGGAACCCUUGUCCUCGCAGCCACCCCAAUCGAGACCUCCAUCUUCAACCCGGGAAUCAACACAUUGGUCGGAGGCAUCUCCUUCUCUCCGAUCCAGCAGGUUUCGCCCAACCCAGCCACCUUACAGAUCUGGAACGACCACAUCAACCCGGUGGCCGUCCCCUCAAGCCAGCUCACCUUCACCCCGGAUCUUACCGUGAACUACUGGAGCCAAAACAACGGCAUUUUCCUGGACCAAGCCGCCAACACUACUUCCCAGCAAUCUGCCACCUCUCUCGGCACCAACAUCACAUGGCAGUCUCGAGACGGUAACUCGUGCUUCUUCGCCCAGGCUACCAACCUCCUGAACAUCCCUGCCCCCAUGAGCAGCGGCUCAAACGCCAUUGUCUGGAAGACGUCCACCCCUGGCACCUGCACCUUGAACAUUUCUUCGGCUGCGCUCUACAUGGAUUUUACCAACGUCAACACCACCAUCUUCUAUUCCAUCAACGAUCUCAACUCCAUCACGAACGAUCCCAGCGCCCUGUCCGAGAACCCCAAUACCAUGAUCUUCCUGAACCCAAGCGCCACCCCUACCCCGUACAGUGGAAUCAUCUUUGAUCCUGCAAACCAGUACUUUUGGUACAAUUCUCCUUCAGGCAGCAUCUCCAUUGCCUCAAAUGGAACCUACGUCACAUGGAACACCACCACGCCUUACUGCGCCAUCAGUUGGGAGCAGCAGCUUUCCACCCCGGUCAUUACCACAACUUGGUCGACAAGUCUGUCGUACUGUGUUGCGAUCGCCGGUCCAUCUUCAAGUUGGACAGGUGAAUUCCCCCUCCCGACAAUCGUUCCCGAUUCUUUCAGUCUCAACAAUGGCGCCGGUGGCAAGUACGACAUCUACAGCGAUCUGGGGCUUAUCACUUGGCUCCCGCUCCAGCCCAAGGUCUGCACCGUCAUCUCUGUCGGUGUCGGCGGCUAUGAGCAAUACUCCAUCACCGACGGCACACUCUCCACUGCGCCGCUGCCCUAUAUCUAUCAAACCAGAUUCCUUGCCUACCGCUCGACGAUCAAGAAUCUCAUUUCCUCGCUCGACAAUGGCGGUCUGCUGGGACGCAGUGCACUGGGACAAUACUUUACUCCCUCAGAUUUCACUCUUCCGUCUCCGGCGAACCUCGCGAGCUUCAAUCGCAACCAAACCUGCACAAUCAUCAAAAACAUCACGUCGACCAACAUCAACAAUGCCGUGGUGCUCUAUGCCGAUGCCUCGAUGAUCAUGGAUACUAUCGGCAAAGACACCCUCAGUGUGGCCCUGAAGGCUUACGCAGCAGACACGCUGUCAUCAAUUGUCACAAUUCAGCUACUGUCAGGAGUCUUCUGCCCUACCAUGACUCAGGCUACAAACCAAUACGCAUACGACGUUUUCUACAACACCACGGUGGCCCUCAACCCCUCAGGAUGGAACGCGAUCCUUGCGUCUCCCACGGCUAGAGCCCAAUCGUUCCUGUUCCCACUCAAUUAUUGCCAUCCGUCGGUUCAGGCGGCCGCCAGCAAUUUGUUCAACACCCUGGGUGGAACGGGCGUACAAACCGGCGUGAGCUGGUCUCAGACAUUCUUCCGACGCCUUGGCACCCUGGCCUAUCCAACCACACUCUGUGGCGCCCUGCCUCUGACCAUGCUCGACGGCGCCAAUCGGACCAACACUCUGAUUGCCAUGUCCCAAAAUGCGACCUACAACACGACAGUGUCGGAAGUUGUCAACCCAACCCCCGGUAACCUCAAGACCUUCAUUGUCAACUGGGCCAAUUCGAACGCUCGGGCCAUCAAUGCCACUACACUGGCCACGUUCAACCAAGGCCAGCUACCACGCACCCCCCUGUGUCUGUCUGCUCUCUCGCGCAUCCAAUCGACUGUUUCUACGUGCGCCAUGAGCACCGGGGUUUCAUCGCAGAUUCCAAACUUUGCCACCUCGUUGAACAACGCCACCCAUGUCCCUGGUGGUCCCAUCAGCAACUCCAACUACACCGGCAAUGUCAUGAACCUGAACAAUCUCAGGAGCUACUGCUCGAGCCAGUACAGUUGCCAGCUCGGCCUUUCUGGAGGCCCUAUUUUCAACAUUCCCGAUGCACUCUACUUGUGCCCUGGCCGCACAAGCUCGGACCUGAACACUCCUGCAUGGACCUACCGAGUGACUCAGGAGGUUCUCUGCCAAUCCAAUCCCGACGGAACCCUUUGCAUCGACGGGUAUCUCAGCAACAUUUACAGCGAAGCCAAGCUGAAGAAGGCCUUCGGUCCCUUCGGUAACAUUUACCGCAUGGUCUACUCUGGCGUUGCCUCUUGGUGCACCACCAACUCGUGCGCGUAUCGCCUGAACUCGGGGCUUUCCUGGAUUCCGGACUACGGAAGCAACUUCAAUACCACGAGUCUUGUGAGCAACAUCCAGGCCGCUCAGUCCUUCUACACUGCAGCUUGCCAAAAGUAGUGCCCUUCCAUCAGAACCGUCGAUGGAAUCUUAUCGGGCAGCCGACGUUACCUCGAGCAGCUUUGAGGAAACCAUAGCCCAUCCGUCAAGGCAAAUGGUGUUUUCGCUGAAUUCCAAUUGCCAGGAAAUCACUCAUGUUCAAUCUUCCGUUUCUUUUCGCAUAUUUUCAUAUCCAUCAUCACACAUUCAACUUGCUUCCCAUCGCUCUGCGAUCACCUUGCUUUCUUUCUUGAACACACCUACUACAUCGAUUCUAUCUAUUCCAUCAAUUUACUACCUAGGACUUGAUUUUAUAUUCACCGUCGUUUAGAGCCCGCACGC
Molecule: messenger RNA, 4209 nt
Organism: Polychytrium aggregatum
Lineage: Eukaryota; Fungi; Chytridiomycota; Chytridiomycetes; Polychytriales
Exons: 5
Coding region: 1-3888 (1295 amino acids)
Source: RefSeq, a predicted model, not a curated record